Molecule: messenger RNA, 667 nt
Organism: Pollicipes pollicipes
Lineage: Eukaryota; Metazoa; Arthropoda; Thecostraca; Pollicipedomorpha; Pollicipedidae
Exons: 5
Coding region: 236-667 (143 amino acids)
Source: RefSeq, a predicted model, not a curated record
GGCCGUGGUGCACAUCAACCGUCUCCAGACGCUCACCGAGUGCGUGUUCGCCAAGUCACUGCGCACCUGCACCUGCUUCGCCGGCAGGCUGCAGGCGCAUCUCGACGCAGACGAAGUGAGUUACGUGUUCGGCGCUGUGCCGAACUGUGAGGUCAUCCACGGAGCGCUCUUCUCCUGCCUGCGAGCCCUGUUCGGCCUCUCAGUGAUCGGCGCCCUCGUCUGCAUCUUCUCCUGCAUGCUCGUCUACCAGCUGCUGAGCCACGAGCGGAAGAAGAUGUAUUGGGAGCAGCUGGAGAUGCGUCAGCGCUGCUUCUUCCAGGCCCAUCCGCCGUUCCCGCCAUCGUUCUGCGCCAGCGAGCCCUGGCAGCAGUGGGACUUCGUCGAUGACCUAGCGUACUGGCCCCAGCGGACAUUGGACCAGUACACGCCUAGUCCGGAGGAGUCCACCACGAGUCGCUCGGCCCUCAUAGGGGGCAGCACCGCACCGGCUCACCAGUCUCACUGGCGCUGGCUACCGUGGCGGCAGCAGAACCGGAGCAGCCGGCGGUCGGACGCGGCGCCCCCGCGCAGUGCCACCACACCGCCUGGGUCUGAGCAGCGGGCAGGGCCGGCCGGCACCCUACGGCACGCGGGUUCGCUCCAACGACGGGCGUGUUCCACCACCUGA